Messenger RNA from Trypanosoma theileri, 5556 nucleotides. RefSeq lists its product as uncharacterized. The transcript has a single exon. The coding region runs from base 1 to 5556 and encodes 1851 amino acids. The record is from RefSeq and is a predicted model, not a curated record. Lineage: Eukaryota; Euglenozoa; Kinetoplastea; Trypanosomatida; Trypanosomatidae.
AUGCCAGCUACAUCUAUGGUGCCUGGUGUAAAGCGACCACGGGAUGGAAAUGACGGAAACCACGAUCAAAGUAAACCACAUUCAUCCUCUUCACAUGCUGCCAUUAUAGAAAUUACAUGUGGUAUUACAAAAGAAGCCGCCAUAAUGUAUGAGAAACAAUCUACAGAACACGCGCUUCUCUAUCAAGAUAUGGAUACAUUACUUAGUUCUUUACUCUUUCGUCAUAAAGUACGUCGUUUCUUAUUUCCACGUACGGAUGGAAGUAAAUUGGAUGGACCUUUAGAAAUUGGUAUUAUACAACUAGUGGCCAAUGAUGGUGAGACACUUAUAUUUACAUCUGAUACGAUUGAACCUGCACAGGUCCCUGUUUCUGUUGGUCAACGUGUUUGUAUUGGAGAUGUGGUACUUUUUCAACGACUUACUACUACUACUACUACAAAUAAAGAAAAUAAUGAAGAACAUUCCACAUCUACAUUAGUAGAGUUUAUUACAUUAGAUCCUUCUGUACUUACAGAUGCUGCUGAUUGGUCACAUGCCGCUUCUUGGAAUAUAGUAGUGGCUAUAAAGUGGAUACAAAAACUUCUUUCCUAUCCACCUGGUCUUGCACAGUUUACAUGUAUUAUGGAUUCUUUAUUAGGCGAUAAAAGUUUAAACUCUACAAAUCCUCCAGAUGCAUGGAUGCGAUCACUUUAUUUACCUGUUUUAUUACAAUAUAUUUCAAAAAUAGAAGGAAUAGAGACUCGUAAAGUCUAUCAAGUAAAAAAAGUGACACUCUCUUUACUUCGUCUCUAUGUUGCUAUAUUAGAUGGUGCAGAGUCUAUUAUUACAAUUCCACGUCUUGUGGAAGAGUUAGUGUAUCAAUUUAUCGCUUCGCCUUUAUUUAUAGAAGGUAUUUCUGUGUUAUUACCACAAAUGGCUGGAUCAGUAACAGAAUCUACAUGGGCAAGUACACAAAAGACUGUACUAGACGCUGUGAAAUUAGCCUUUCGUUAUAUUUGUAGAGAUACUGGAAAUGAAACUAAAUGGCGUAGUGAAGUAAGAAAACGUGCGGAAAUAGGUUUCUUUACUGUUCUUCAUCGUAUUACAGAAUUUUGGUUAAAUCACACCAAUAAAGAAAUAUCUUCACAAACAGGAGUUCAGGCAAUUAUACAAUUAGUGGAAGAAAUGACACGAAUAGGUCUUUUACGUCGAGUAACUCAGUGGGUACGACAACGAGAACGUAUAGCAGAUACCGUAAGUCUUGUAGAUAAAACACAUUAUCCACCUAAUUUACAAGAUAUUAAAGAUUUACACGGUUUAAAGGAAUCUACAGUAAAGGAAAUGAUGAUAGCAAUGACCCAAACAUAUACUCCAUAUCUUCGUCAAGAGACAUUACGAUUUGUGGAAUGUGCCAUGAUGGCAGCGUAUGCAGAAUUGUAUGGACCAGCUUCACGUGCGGUAUCUCGUUUUGUACAAGAAAGUACUAAAAUGACUAUGAAUGGAAUGGAUAAUCAACAACAAAAACUUCAACUCAUACAAGUUAAACAACCUGCUCUUCGUUCAAAUCUUUUUGAUUAUUCUUUAGAGGAAGUUCGUUUACAUGCAUUAUUUGGAUUACCCCUAUCUCUUAUAUUGGAUAUCUCAAGUCAAAAGAAUAUUCUCAAUGAACUUCAAGAAGUUACAUCAUUAUUUGGGUAUGUUGUCCUGGUUUUAAGGAAUAAAACAUUUAUUUUUCCUGUUAUUCUCUGUAAUGUUGUUGAAAAUAAUGAGAAAGAACUCUCUACUGUUACAGCCACUGCGUAUGUCCUUCGGGAUAGGGAUAUGUUACCUUCACUAGUGGAAGCAAGUGCUGCUGCUGCUGCUACUAGUAGUAGUAGUAGUAGUAGUUCCCAUAUGAUACCUAAUUGUUUACCAGAUGCAUGGUUUAUUUACGGUAAUCGAAAUGGAAGUAAAAGAGAACACACUCGUGAUUAUCAUCAUCAUCAUCACAAUAAUAAUCAUAAUCAUCAUUCUAAUCAUCAUCAUCGUAUUCUUCAUGAUGCCCCACCACAAUUCCUUCCACGUGGUACAUCUGCUGUAUCCUAUGUAUUAUACAUUUUACAUCUUAAAAAACUACGAACUCGAUUACAGGAGGAAGAACAGAGUACAUCAUCCAGUGGAACCACCACUCGUGUUAAAAAUAAUCAAGGAAAAAGUGGGGCAACGGAAGAAGAUGUACUUUGGUGGGGAAAUAUGAAUAACAGUGUUGGAAGUUCAAGUGAUUUCUUUCUUCAUUCAACUUCUCUUACAGGUGAGACGGAAGCCAUUCAACGUUGUAUUACAGAACUCACAGAGACCGCUUCUCUUACCGCCUCACAGGUGGAAUGUUUACAUACAUUAAUGAGUACAGGACCAGGUGUACGCACUAUUGUAGGAGCUGUGGGAAGUGGGAAAACAACACUUAUGCAUGCUUCUAGUCUAUCACGUGGUAGAGCACAAGAUACAUUACGAAAACAACAUCAAACACUUUGGUAUUCAAUGAUUAAACAUAGUGGACAAGUAUUAACAGCUCGUGUGGAUGAAUUAUCACCAGUAGAGGAAAUUGAAGAUAUUUUUAAAGCAGUAGAUGUAUCUUCUGUACGAGACCUUGCAGAAGAAGUGACAAAUGCCGCUUUAGCUCAUAUACAAGAGCAUGUACACUUAAGUGAAAAACUAAGAUGUUGUCAUGCUCCCUUGUUAUUACGACCAAAAGCAGUUGAACAAAAACCCUCAUCACAUGUAUUGAGAGUUCUACAAGAUGAUAAUAUAACAGAACAAUAUCAUUCACUUGAAGAUAUUAUGUUACAAAGUCAUCAACGAUCAUUGAAUGCUCCUCUUCUUAAUGUCUUAAAUACAUGGCUACAAUCUUUAAAACGUUUAGGUGACCUUAGUGAUGCUAUACGUCGUUCAUUAGAAAAUGAAAAUGAGAAUGAAAAUAAUAAUGAGAUGUCUGAAAAGGGAAAAUGGAAACUUUAUAUUGAGUUACUUCCCUGGAUUAUGUCUAGUAAAGAACGACAUGAUACACUCGCUGAGGCUAAACGUCAAGGAAAGACAUGGGAAACAUAUCUUUCUGAGGAUCUCUGGGAUACCUUAACUGUAGUAACAUGUGAUAAUCUUGUUAAAGAAAAAGAAAUAAAUAUCUGGAAAAAUACAGAACCUGCAGUUUCUUCAUUUCAUGCCGUCGCAUUACCAAAUAAAUCACGUAGUCUUUGUGAAUAUGGAAAAUCUGAAGCUGCUGGAUGGCGUGCUGUUUUUGGUGAGAAACAAAAAGAUCUUCUUGAUUUUUUAAAUCAAGAAAUAAUGGAUGGGUCACGUCAUUUAUUUGAAAUGUUCUUAGAUUUUAUUCAAGCCGUAGGAGCCACUUCACAAACUUCUAAAGUGACAGUCAUUACUGCCACUGGACCAUCAUUAUUACAGGAACUUUAUUUCUUAGGUGUAUGGCAACCAAGAUAUCUUGUAGUGGAUGAUUAUGAUCAAAUUAAUGAUGCCUUCUACCUUACAUUAUCACCAGCCACAGUAGUGAUUCUUUCUCAUCAGAGGGAAGCACCACUUCAACAAGAACAGUACGCUUCUCUUGCAGUUCUUAAAGCCGUACAAAAGGAAUUACAAGGUACACCAUUAUCUUGUACCGCCGUAUUGUCUGAAUCGGUUCGUUUUAGUAGUGCGGAACUUCACAAGGCUGUACAGUUGUGUCGAAAUAGUACAGUUGUGGCUUACAUGCCAGUUGCACGUGCUGCAAGGCGGAAUGCUCAACGAAAUAGAAGAAGGAAUAAUAAUAAUAAUAAUAAUAAUAAUAAUAAUAAUAAUAAUAAUAAAAAUUCUGGUACUUCUGCUUCUAAUGCCGCUGCUGCUGCUGCUGCCACGACUACAACAACAACUACUAAUGGUGAUAGUAAUGUUAAUGGCGGUGAAGAAACAAAUUCAAAAGGGACACUUUUGGGAUUUUCUUCACCCUCAUGCGUAGAGAUUUGGACGCAUGCAGUGUCUUUAUCUGCUACUACACAUUGUGAUGGUCUUGCUGCUGCUUUUGUGCAAAAACGUAUUCUUAGUAUUGAUCCUUCAAUGGUGGUAACCGUUUUUUGCGCCUUUGCAAAAGAUGAGGCUGCCAUUAUUGAAGGUAUGACGUCUUCAUCUGAUGGAGGUUAUACAGAAGAUGUCACUCCUUCUGUUUGUACGCUUCCCUUCACUCCUGAUGCCUUUGUAGAACGUGAUGAGGAGUGUGAUAUUGCCGUGUUGUGUCUCUCUGGACUUGCAUAUGAAUUAGGUCGUAUCUCUGGAUUAGAACGUCAACGAGCCUGGGAGCAAAUAUCUGCAGAUUCGUUGUUUGUAGAACGUGUGGGAUGGUGGCUAUGGAAGACAGUUUCAUGUGCUCGCUACGGAGCUGUAUUCAUUGGAAGUAAAGAAUUAUUCCGCGUUCUUGAACCAUUACAACGAAUAGAACGAUAUGUAUUGCAACUACGUGAACAGGGACGUUAUUGGCUUCCAUCAGAUGUGAAGGGAGCGGCAUUGGCAUUACGGUGUCCAGAACAUGAGAAUUGUCGUCAAUUAGCAAUGCUCACAUAUACAGAUUAUCAGGGUUGUCAACUACGUCGAAUGGGUGUGCAGAAGUGUCGUUCACUUUGUUUGGCGUCUUAUGAAGGAUGUACAAACCCUUCACAUGCAUGUUUGCAUACAUGUCAUGUCUCAUAUGCAGAAAAUAAUAAUAAUAAUGAUAGUGAUAAUAAUAAUAAUAAUGAUAAUGAGGAUUCUGUUCCUACGCAUGAUCAUUGUCCAUUUCCUUGUGCAAAGGUACAACCUUGUGGUCAUCUCUGUCUACGGUGUUGUGGAGAUGUGUGUGCCCCAUGCGAGUUUGUUGGUUUACAAGAACUUACAUGUGGUCAACGUGUUGUUUCUGGCAUGUCUGAGUCUGGUCCUGUGCUGACACUUGUGCCUCAUUUUCAAAAAGUGCGUUGUGGAGAAACACCGCAGCCGUGUGAAGAAGCCGUGACACUUCGCUGCACACGCUGUGGAGAAAAGAAUCCCAUGCGUUGUUGUGAAGUGCAGGCACGUGGUGGAAUGGAAACUGCCACACUUGCUGAGAUGGAGUGUGUGGGUUGUGUGGCUCUUUACAAUCGAGUUGCGAAGGAGUUUAAUGCUGUAGAGAUAAAAGCCAUCGUAUCUUCUUCUUCUUCCUCUUCAUUGCCCACAACGGAUGGAGAUAUUCCCCUGCAAGAUCUUCCCGCCGCUGCGCAGGAGAAAUUGCAGAAAUUGCGGGGCAUAGCGGUAAAGAAGGCACAAUUAAUGCUGCAGAAGGAGGCGCUGGAAACUACACAAGGACGACAAAAUUCGGAAUUUCAUCAACAGCAGGAAGUGUAUAAUCGUAUGCGAGAACAACAAGGGGAGGAACUACGUCUGCAUCGCUUACGUGUUCAGGAAAAUAUUCAAGCAUGGGCGAAAACAUUGAAGCAAAAGUAUGAAGUACAAAUUUCGGUGAAUGAGGAAAUGGAAACAGAAGUGCCCUUAAUGAUCAGUGAAGCCGUUGCUGAGGAAGAACGGCAGGAAUCCCAUCUUUUCGUGUAA